UUUAACCUCUGAUUCUGUAACACACUUGCGUUUCUAAUCUCUCUCUCUCUCUCUCUCUCUCUCAUCUCGUCCAUAUAACUGCAUGCUCUUGCUCUCCCUUCCUUCGCUUCCCUCCCUGCUAUUCCCGUAACCGUCUCUCUUCUCAUCCUUGUUCGAUCCUCUCACUGCGACCAUGAGAGAGAUAUUGCACAUCCAGGGAGGCCAAUGCGGCAACCAGAUCGGCUCCAAGUUCUGGGAGGUUAUCUGCGAUGAGCACGGCGUCGAUCCUACCGGAAAGUUCAUCGGCGGUGCCGAUUCGGAUUUUCGAUUGGAGAGGAUCAAUGUCUAUUACAAUGAGGCUUCGGGCGGUCGCUAUGUUCCCAGGGCGGUGCUCAUGGAUCUUGAACCUGGUACCAUGGACAGCAUCAGAUCGGGUCCCUAUGGCAAGAUAUUUCGCCCGGAUAACUUUGUCUUUGGACAGUCCGGAGCCGGGAACAAUUGGGCUAAAGGUCAUUAUACCGAAGGAGCCGAGCUGAUUGAUGCAGUUCUUGAUGUGGUUCGCAAAGAGGCUGAAAAUUGCGAUUGCUUACAAGGUUUUCAAGUCUGUCACUCGCUUGGAGGAGGCACGGGGUCUGGCAUGGGGACACUGUUGAUAUCAAAGAUUAGGGAAGAAUACCCAGACAGAAUGAUGCUCACAUUCUCUGUUUUCCCUUCUCCUAAGGUCUCUGAUACAGUUGUGGAGCCGUACAAUGCCACUUUAUCCGUGCACCAACUGGUGGAGAAUGCAGAUGAGUGCAUGGUUCUUGACAAUGAAGCACUCUAUGAUAUUUGCUUCAGGACUUUGAAACUUAGCACUCCGAGCUUUGGUGAUCUAAACCAUCUGAUUUCGGCGACUAUGAGUGGGGUUACGUGUUGCUUGAGGUUUCCUGGACAGCUGAAUUCAGACCUGAGGAAGCUGGCAGUCAAUCUGAUCCCAUUCCCACGUCUUCACUUCUUUAUGGUGGGGUUUGCGCCUCUCACCUCUCGGGGGUCUCAGCAGUACGUUUCACUUACUGUCCCGGAACUGACUCAGCAAAUGUGGGACGCCAAAAAUAUGAUGUGUGCUGCUGAUCCACGACACGGGCGCUACUUGACAGCAUCUGCAAUGUUCAGGGGAAAGAUGAGUACAAAAGAGGUAGAUGAACAAAUGAUCAACGUGCAAAACAAGAAUUCGUCAUACUUUGUGGAGUGGAUCCCCAACAAUGUGAAGUCGAGUGUGUGUGAUAUUCCACCCAAGAAUUUGAAGAUGUCGUCAACUUUCGUUGGGAACUCGACGUCAAUUCAGGAGAUGUUUAGGAGGGUUAGCGAGCAGUUCACAGCCAUGUACCGGCGCAAAGCCUUUUUGCACUGGUACACCGGCGAAGGGAUGGAUGAGAUGGAGUUCACGGAGGCAGAGAGUAACAUGAACGAUUUGGUAGCCGAGUACCAGCAAUACCAGGACGCAACUGCAGAGGAGGAGGAUGACUAUGAUGAGGGCGUUGAAGAGGCCUAUGAGGAUUAGUAACUCGAAUUCAACAAUGGUACCUCCCUGAAUCGUGCUACCGUCACUGUCUUUUUUUUCCCCCCUCCUUCUCUCUCUUUUAUUUUCUUCCCAAAAAAAAAAGACAAUUCUCCUUGAUUUAUAUCAGCUUUUCGUUUGAAACAUUUUACAUUUCUUCGCAUGAUUUUCUAUCUUGUGAGUUAAUAUUUUGGAUUAUGUUUAUCUUGUGUAUGAAACUAUGAAUUGUAUCCAACUCUUUAUGCAAUAAAAUAUGGUGGUUUUCUGGCAA
Prosopis cineraria is the source of this 1787-nucleotide messenger RNA. Its product is annotated as tubulin beta chain. Gene Ontology annotation, cellular component: microtubule; cytoplasm. Gene Ontology annotation, molecular function: structural constituent of cytoskeleton; GTPase activity; GTP binding. Lineage: Eukaryota; Viridiplantae; Streptophyta; Magnoliopsida; Fabales; Fabaceae. Gene Ontology annotation, biological process: mitotic cell cycle; microtubule cytoskeleton organization. The transcript is spliced from 3 exons. The record is from RefSeq and is a predicted model, not a curated record. Bases 173 to 1519 code for a protein of 448 amino acids.